AUGGCGCACGCUUCGAUCGAUCCGCGCGCCCUUGGUGGCGGCCUGGCUCCAGUGGCGGAAGAUGUCACUAUCGCAUCCUCGCCCAGUGGCCAGAAUCUCACUCGCGAAAGCGAAAAAGUCACCGACGCAGCAGUACAACGCGAGACCAACGAUGUCGAAGCGGUGGAGGCUCACAUCCUUCGUCGCACUGCCGAGCAAAAAGCGCAACAGCGCGCUGCGGAUGAGAAACGUCUGGUGCGCAAGAUCGACAUCCGUUUGAUUCCUAUCGCCAUCAUCCUGUACCUAUGUGAGUCAACAAUGCAAUGCAUGCGCUCACUUUGCGAGAUCGAAACAGAUGCUCACGUUCGCGGGCCCCCCAGGCAACUACUUGGACCGGAACACUAUCAGCGCGGCACGACUGAGCUUCAUGCAAAGGGAUCUAGACCUGGACGAUUCUCAAUGGGCCACGAGCAUUGGCAUUCUGUUCGUCUCCUACAUCCCUCUGCAGCUAGUCAGCAACUUGCUCCUGGCCUGGUUCGGACGCCCAAGAUUGUUCAUCCUAUGCGCAGUCAUUUUGUGGGGCACAAUUUCCGCUCUGACCUCCUUGGCACACAACUUUGCUUCUCUGAUCCUCAUUCGCCUCUCGUUGGGAGUGGCAGAGACUGUCCUCUUUCCCGGAAUGCUCUUUGUGCUGAGCAAGUGGUACACGAGAAAAGAGCUCAGCUUGCGCAGUGCGUAGUGUACUUGUCGGGCGCAAAUGCGGUAUGACACCCCACCUGACGUUGUUUCAUGAUCCAUCUGCAGUGGCCCUGCUGUUCUCCGGUUCCCUUAUCUCAAACGCCAUCUCCGGUCUUAUCAGUGCAGGCAUCCUAGGUGGCCUGGAGGGAGCUGCCGGCAUUCGGUGAGCAAGCCUGUUUGCGCUUCCGCUACCGUCAUGUCUCACCAUUUUUCAACUUGACGCUUACGCUUCAUCCCAGCGCCUGGCGUUGGUUGUUCAUCAUCCUUGGAGCCUGCACUGUCGUGAUCGGUUUCCUUUGCAUGCUUGUCAUGCCUGAUUUUCCCGAGAAUACUUCCUUCCUCACCGAAGAAGAAAGGACCUUGGCCGUAGGUCGCAUCGCAGAGGAUGGAGGAGAACGAGAUGACGGAGACGAUCAGGAUGGACAAAAUACGCCGAUGAAUGGCUUCAAGUUGGCUGUCAAGGAUCCUGCAACUUGGGUCUUGACGCUCAUGCAGACGACCAUCACUCUUGGUACAACGUAAGUGCUUUGCUUGCUGUCAAGUGAAGUCCUGUGAGGAUCGAUAUUGACGCCUCUGUCGUCUCAUUUCCGCAGCUUCAACCAAUACUUUCCCACCGUCGUCAGCACCCUUGGAUUCGAAAAGACAACCACGCUGCUCAUCACAUGUCCUAUUUGGGCCUUCGGUGUCAUUGUCUUGCUCCUCAACGCAUUGCACGCGGAUCGCACCGGAGAGCGCACAUGGCACAUUAUUACUCCUCUCCUCUUUGGUAUCGCGGGUUUCAUCAUCGCCUCCGCGACUACUGCUCUAGGAAGCAGAUUCCUGAGUCUAUUCCUCAUGGUGCAGUCUUAGUGAGUACUCGUGAUGGUCUUUGAUGUCUGACCCCGUCAUCGACCCUGACAACUACCACUCUCCGACAGUGCUGCUUUCCCGAUCAUUUUGAGCUGGAUCGCCCAUACCCUCUCUCGGCCGACGUACAAGCGAACAGUCGGUAUCGCAAUUUGCAAUGCUCUAAGUCAAAUCUCCAACAUAGUCGGAGCAUACAUGUGGGGAGAAAAGUACGCCCCGCGUUACUGGCCCGGUAACUUGGCCUGCUCGCUCUGCUUCUUGAUCUGCAUAGGUUCAGCUCUUUCUCUAAGAGUCAUGCUUCUCAGGCGACAAAAACAACUGGAUACAGAGCUGGACGAGGCCGAAGGCACCGCCUACGAUCAUGCUGGGCCUACGACCGACCUCACCAUCGCUCCAGAUGGCGAGAUGGCAGGUGCGGCCACGCAAGACGCCAGCAAUGAGGCUGAGAGCAACACCUUCAUGAAGGCUCUACACACCCUCAAGAGCCGUCAAGACACCAUGUCGGACUUUUCCGGCCCAUCGCGCACCGUGGUGCGUCGGAGGCCCCAGAGGUACUUGGUCUAG
Molecule: messenger RNA, 2127 nt
Organism: Ceraceosorus bombacis
Lineage: Eukaryota; Fungi; Basidiomycota; Exobasidiomycetes; Ceraceosorales; Ceraceosoraceae
Source: the annotation of a GenBank genome assembly